ACACACACACACACACACGUUCUAACAUGCAUGAAGAUGAUUAAGUGUGUUAACACACUGCACAUCUGCUCUGUCGCAAGCUGCUAAAACAUGAGCAUGAACUAAUCCUCUACACUGCAACACUCCGCCCUUCACACUGCUAUAAAGGAAGUCAGACUGCCACGCGCAUAUAAAAAGGAAGGAGAGUGUGUGUGUGUAUGUGUGUGUGUGUGUGAGAGAGAGAGAGAGAGAGAGAGUGUAUGUUUGGAGGAGUAGGAGUGUAUAUGUAAGUGUGUGUGUGUGUGUGUGUGUGUGUUUGAGAGUAGAGAAGUGAAGAUGGCUGAGAGCAAAAUGAGCUCCAACAUCAGUGGAAACAUUGGAGCUGGAGCCGGAUUCCUGGCCAAGAGGUUCCAGAAGUCCAUGAACAGAGCACAGGAGAAGGUCCUUCAAAAACUCGGGAAAACCAUGGAGACAAAAGACGAGCAGUUCGAGCAGUGUGCAGCCAGUCUGAACAAACAACAGAUGGAUGGUUCCAGGUUGUACAAGGACGUAAAGGCGUACUACAACGCAGUCAAAGCGAUGCACGAAACGUCGAAACGUCUCUCUCAGACGCUGAAGGACGUGUACGAGUCGGACUGGCAGGGUGUCGAAGAUCUGUCUGUUAUUAUGGAGAGCGAGGACCUGCUGUGGAAUGAUUAUGAGGAGAAGUUGAGCGAUCAGGUGGUUCGUACGAUGGAGAACUACACCAGCCAGUUCCCUGAGGUCAAAGAGCGAGUUGCUAAACGUGGACGUAAGCUGGUGGAUUACGAUUCGGCUCGUCAUCAUCUGGAGUCGCUGCAGAGCGCCAAGAAGAGAGAUGACGCAAAAGUAUCUAAAGCGGAGGAAGAGUUCAGUCGAGCUCAGAGUGUGUUUGAGGAUAUAAACAAAGAGCUGAGGGAGGAGCUGCCCGUCCUCUACCAAAGUCGUAUCGGCUGCUACGUCACUGUGUUUCAGAACAUCUCCAACCUGAGGGACGUCUUUUACAAAGAGAUGAGUGUGUUAAAUCACGAGAUAUAUAACGUCAUGAAGAAGCUCGAGACGCAGCACUCCACCAAAACCUUCAUCAUCAAAGGCCUUAACAGUACUGCGUCUAAGAAGAGGAAAUCUCUGACCAUCUCUGCGCCCAUCCCCUGUAACACGGCGUUUCCUCCUGAUCAUCCGGGUCUGAGCAAACUCAGCGUUCCUGAAGAACUCGCACACAGAGACACGGACACACGCUCCGGUAACACACUGCAGGAAAGAUCCGACUCGGAGGACUCGAGCUCUGCCGGAAGCGUCCCGAGCACGCCCAGUCGACAGUCCGUGUGCUCCGAGAGCGAGGGCGUUAAAGUCCACGCGAGCAACGGGAGCACGGCGGACACGGCGGAGCAGCCGGGAAGCGAACACGCCGAAGAGGAACGCGCUUCCGUGUCGCCUCCAUCAGAGGACACGCAAACGUCUGAAACUCAAGCUGAGCAGGAAGAUGAAGCAGCUCAUGUAGCAGAGUCCGUCACCACGACGACGAAAUGUGAGGAGGAGACGGGACGUGGAGAGAAAGAAGAUGGAGGAGGAGGAGAGAGGGAACAAAGUGAAGAGUUAAAGAAAGGACCAGAGGUCAUGAGUCAGCAAACGGACAGUUCACAACCUCCUGGAUUCCUCUACAAGGCCGUUGCUUUGGAGACCCAGGACUCGGAUGAAGGUAUUCUUCUACUCUUCACUGAAGGAGACGUGCUCCUCGUAUUCGCUGAUGAAGAAGAAGAAAAGCCGGACGGUACCGUGUGGGCGAUCAGAGAACAGGACUGGAUCCAGUACAGAGACCUGACGCUUCUCUCAGGCAUCGUCACGGAGACGCUGAUUCAGCGAAUCGACUCGAACUCCUGAGUCACGUCUCGCCGUUUGAUUCCUGACUCAGCAGCUCUGAGUGAAUCCUGAGACUCGGAGAACUCGACACGUGCUUUCAGUUCUGCAAUCAGAGAACCCAAGUUCCUUCCUCAGCCGUCCUCUUCACUUUCACUUACACAUUUCCAACAAACUGCACCUUUUUCACUUCACACAGACGUGGGUGGGUCGGUGUGUGCGUGUGUGUGUUUGUUGGGUUUUUUUUUGGUUGUGUGGGUGUGUGUGUGUGUGUGUGUGUGUUGGGUUUGUUGGGUGUGUGUGUGUGUGUGUGUGUGUGUGUGUGUGUGUUGGGGGUGCGUGUUUGUGCGUGCGUGUGUGUGUGUGUUGGGGGGUGUGUGCGCGUGUGUUGGGUGUGUGUGUGUGUGUGCGUGUGUGCGUGUGUUGGGUGUGUGUGUGUGCGUGUGUUGGGUGUGUGUGUGCGUGUGUUGGGUGUGUGUGUGCGUGUGUUGGGUGUGUGUGCGCGUGUGUUGGGGGGUGCGUGUGCGCGUGUGUGCGUGUGUUGGGUGUGUGUGCGUAUGUUGGGUGUGUGUGCGCAUGUUGGGCGUGUGUUGGGUGUGUGUGCGCGUGUGUUGGGGGUGUGUGCGCGUGUGUUGGGGGUGUGUGCGCGUGUGUUGGGGGUGUGUGCGCGUGUGUUGGGGGUGUGUGCGCGUGUGUUGGGUGUGCGCGUGUGUGUGUGUUGGGUGUGUGUGUGUUGGGUGUGUGUGUGCGUGUGUUGGGUGUGUGUGCGUGUGUUGGGUGUGUGUGCGUGUGCGUGUGUUGGGGGGUGUGUGUGUGUGUGUGUGCGUGUGUUGGGGGGUGUGUGUGUGUGUGUGCGUGUGUUGGGGGGUGUGUGUGUGUGUGUGCGUGUGUUGGGGGGUGUGUGUGUGUGUGUGCGUGUGUUGUGCGCGUGUGUUGGGGGUGCGUGCGCGUGUGUUGGGGGUGCGUGCGUGUGUGUUGGGUGUGUGUGUUGGGGGUGCGCGCGUGUGUGUUGGGGGUGCGUGUGUGUGUGUGUGUUGGGUGUGCGUGUGUGUGUGUGUGUUGGGUGUGCGUGUGUGUUGGGUUUUGCUAAAAUAUGUUAAAAAUAUAUUUUUGUGUGACUGUUUCUUCAGUAUUUCCAGAACAGCUGAUGAUCUGAUUUCAGUGUUUAAAGUGCAAUCGUCAUAUUUCUAAAAUUCUGCUUCUUCAGCUUAUUUCUUUUUUUUUUUUAUAUUCUAAACUCUCAGCGCUUUCUCUCGCUCUCUCACAAACGUCGUAAAAUUGAAAGUUAUAUUAAAACAGAAUAACUGUGAAACAUCCUGAACAUUUUAUACACACAUUUUUAAAUAAUACAACUUACUAUAUAUUCAAUAAAGAUUUAAUGUCUAUAA
Pangasianodon hypophthalmus (striped catfish) is the source of this 3242-nucleotide messenger RNA. It is a transcript of the gene bin2b, whose product is annotated as bridging integrator 2b. The record is from RefSeq and is a predicted model, not a curated record. Gene Ontology annotation, molecular function: protein binding; phospholipid binding. Lineage: Eukaryota; Metazoa; Chordata; Actinopteri; Siluriformes; Pangasiidae. The transcript is spliced from 12 exons. The coding region runs from base 316 to 1878 and encodes 520 amino acids. Gene Ontology annotation, cellular component: phagocytic cup; plasma membrane; podosome. Gene Ontology annotation, biological process: plasma membrane tubulation; phagocytosis, engulfment; podosome assembly.